This is a messenger RNA of Cadophora gregata, 1377 nucleotides long. RefSeq lists its product as uncharacterized. NCBI's taxonomy places the organism in Eukaryota, Fungi, Ascomycota, Leotiomycetes, Helotiales, Ploettnerulaceae. Gene Ontology annotation, cellular component: membrane. Gene Ontology annotation, biological process: zinc ion transmembrane transport; intracellular zinc ion homeostasis. Bases 1 to 1377 code for a protein of 458 amino acids. The record is from RefSeq and is a predicted model, not a curated record. The transcript is spliced from 4 exons. Gene Ontology annotation, molecular function: zinc ion transmembrane transporter activity.
AUGCCAUAUCUAAAAGGGGGUUUCCUUGGCGCGCUAAAACCAACCCACAUCAACAACAUCAAGUCAAGCUCACACGAGCUCCCCCAUCCUCCCACCCACACCAUCACAACCGCAACAAUGCCUCUAUUUCACCCUCGCCGUAUAGCAAUCCUGCUGUGCGUCGCAAUUGUCUGCGUCUAUGCCGAGAAACAUGCCGCCUCCAUUGCAUCCAUGAGCACCUCUGAAAUAGAGGAGAAGCUACAGGAAUGUCCUCUCGUCCAAGAUCUCAACACUUACAAACUCGCGACCUCUCCUCCAACAUCCUCCCUAACCUCCCGCAUCUUCUCCAUCCUCUUCCCCUCCACACCUGCCGUCAACGCCCUCCUCGCUACGCUCUACAUCUCCGGGCCUCCUAACUUCCUCCUCGCGCUCUGCCCGCCUAAUAUCGACCCGUCCUCUCUAUCUGUGAUGGUUGCAUUUGCAGUGGGCGGACUCCUGGGCGAUACCCUGUUCCACUUGUUGCCGGAGAUUUUCCUCGGUGAGGAUGCGGCGGAGGGAGUGAGGUUUGUCCUGGUGGAUGGGAAUAGGAAUUUGUUGUUGGGGGUGGCGAUCAUGGUGGGGUUUGUGACGUUCGUGGCGAUGGAUAAGGGGUUGAGGAUUGCGACUGGGGGAGCUGGCGGGCAUGAUCACUCGCAUGGACAUGAAGAGGUGGAGGUUGUGAGACCGGUGGAUAGUGGGAAGGGGAGUGCGCUUGAGAUUGAGGGGGAUUCGCCUGCUAAGGGGACGAGAGCGAGGAAGGGGAAGGGGACUGGGAAUGGGAUUGCAGGGAAGGAGUUGCAGGUUGUGAAGGAGAAGAAGGAGACUGAGAAGGAGAUCAAUGCUAGUGUGAAGCUGGCGGGGUAUUUGAACUUGAUCGCCGAUUUCACACACAACAUCACCGACGGCCUCGCCAUGUCCUCCUCCUUCUACGCGUCGCCCACAAUCGGAGCAACCACCACCGUCGCAGUCUUCUUCCACGAGAUCCCUCACGAAGUUGGCGAUUUCGCCCUGCUCAUCCAAUCCGGGUUCUCGAAACGUCAAGCAAUGGGCGCCCAGUUUCUGACUGCUCUCGGCGCAUUGCUAGGCACAGUGAUUGGAAUUGCUGUGCAGGAAUAUGGUGGGAGUGGAGCAGAGGGUGCGGGUGGCAGGUUUGAUGGGUUGAUGGGGACGAGUUUGACAUGGGGCGAUAUGCUGUUGCCGUUUACGGCGGGGACGUUCCUUUAUGUGGGGACUGUGGCGGUUAUUCCUGAGUUGUUGGAGACGGGGAAGGAUAGGGGGGUGGAGGUGAGGAAGACUUUGCAGCAGUUUGCGGCUAUGGCUGCGGGGGCGGGAAUUAUGCUUUAUAUUUCGUGGUCUUAG